Rhipicephalus microplus (southern cattle tick) is the source of this 6914-nucleotide messenger RNA. RefSeq lists its product as uncharacterized. Gene Ontology annotation, biological process: cytokine-mediated signaling pathway. NCBI's taxonomy places the organism in Eukaryota, Metazoa, Arthropoda, Arachnida, Ixodida, Ixodidae. Gene Ontology annotation, molecular function: protein binding; cytokine receptor activity. Gene Ontology annotation, cellular component: external side of plasma membrane. The record is from RefSeq and is a predicted model, not a curated record.
GAGAGCGACCACCGGCGCACUGAUUUUCUUUUUUUUACCUCGUCGUCGUCACUGCAGCCACUGCAACUUUCCGUGCAUCCAAAUGGACGCCGCCAGUACUCUCGCUCUCCACAGCCCUGCGGAACAACCAAGUCUGCUGACUGAAAAGGGUAGUGCACAAGUUAUUACGCCGGGUGCAUGAUUCGGCGGACUCCUCGAUAGCACCACUUGUAACCAACGAAGGGGCAGCGUGUGCACCGCUUCUGUCAUGGACGGGAGGCACUGGCGGCACCUGGCAAGUGGCGUCGGGCUUCUGCUCCUGCUGUACGUGUUUCCAGGCGCCCAGGCAUCCCUCUGCAAGUCUGUGUUCUCGCCCAUUUCCGGAGACAUGCCCAAGGACUUCAGCUUGAAGGUGGGCGACCCGCUGGUGCUCAACUGCACGCUUGAGACUCCCGAGUUUACGAUCUCGAGCAAGCGGUACUCGGUCAACGCCAGCCACCUGGAGAUUAAGUUCAACGACACCAAGGUUCCCAGUGAGCUGCUGACAGCGGGCGACCUGUGGGUGGCGUUCCGCAAGGAGCGCUCGGAAUAUUCGGACACGGGCAACUACAACUGCAACAUUCGCGCCCCCAGGGUGUUCCACGUCUGCGCCACGCAGGUCACCGUCGGAGAUCCACCUCUUCCCGUUAAAAACUUCCAGUGCAUCAGUUACUACUACAAGAACCUGACCUGCUAUUGGGAACCACCGCCAAAUAGUGUCAAGACCGAAUACGCGCUCGGAGAGUGGUUUGCGAUUUUACCGGCACACAAAGGCUGGUAUCGGAGGUGCCCCAUCGCAACCCACACAGGAAGUGAGUCGUCUUGUUCGUGGACUGUGGCAUCCAAGCCGGCGCUUCGCAAGGAAACAAAGAAAUUUCACCUAGUCAUGAAUGCAACGAAUGCCCUGGGCUUCAAGAACUUUUCUUACUUUAUAGAGCACAUUAAAAUAGUGAAAAUUUCCGAGCCAACAGAGUUCAAGUGCAGUGCGGUAUCGAAGAGGAGCAUCACGCUUAGCUGGAACGCUAGCGUUGAGCAGACCGAGAACCCAAAACUGCUUAUCGUCUAUCAGAUCCACUACCAGUCUCAGUAUGAGGCCUCCUGGAAGACUGUGGAGGUGUUCAACAAGACCUCGCACAUGAUACAGAACCUGAACCCGUACACUGCGUACACCUUUCGACUUCGUGGGAAGGCGUCCGAGGCGGUGCAGGAAUACUUCUGGACCGACGACGUGGUGCUUUCACAGACAACACUGAAGGACGUGCCUGAAGGGCCGCCUCGAAUAUCGAGGAGCGGCUUCAAGGUGCAGAAUUAUCAGAGCCGGCGUACCGUCGUGCUCAACUUUGCGGCUCUCCCCGAAAAGAGGUGGGGCGGGGCCACGCUCCAGUACCUCAUCACCUGCUGUGAGGAGGACGCACCCGAGGACAACUGUGAGAACAAGACUGUCGAGAUGCCCACCGCCGCGUUUGAAGACCUGCACCGUAACUCGCGCUACAACUUCCAGCUGUGGUCGGUGAACGAGAUAGGGCCCUCUCGCGUUCACUCCAGCCUUCAAGUGGACAAGUACGAUGAAAUGAUAAACGCACCUCGGGACAUAGAGGUCGUCGCCCACGGAUCCGGUAGUUACGUGGUUUCGUGGCACGCACCGUCCGCCCGCGUGCCCUACCAGGCCUCCUCAUCUUCAAUGUCAACUGAAGAGCAGGCGGCCAGCUUGGAACCGCUGGGACCCAUGAGCUACACAGUGUUCUGGUGCCCACGGAUGCUGCCGCGCUCUUACAGUUGCAACGAAUCCGUCGAGUGGCGCAAGACGGAGAUCAAUGCAUCUUCCAUAGUGCUGAGCCUCGACCCAGGCAACGUGUACCAGUUUGCAGUUGCGGCGCAGACUGUUGACAAGGCCUCGGAGAGUCACUGGACGACGUGCGUCCUUCCAGUGUCGAAAGAAUUGGAGAAGAUCACGCAAGUGACGCUGGAGAAGAACGGUGGCCAUUCCCUAUUGAUGCACUGGCAACUUGAGUGCAGCUCGCUGAAGUCUUAUGUGAGCGGCUACCAGAUCGAAGUUUGUGAGGUGUUGCCAAAGUACCAAAAGAUGGCACUACACGACGCGACAGCAUGUAUGUACAGCAAGUAUGAUCCGAAGACUUGCAAGGUGUACAACGUUUCGGACCGGGAUGCUGAGGAGGCCGAACUGCGAGGGCUGUCAACCAAGGCAGUGUACCGGGCCGUAAUAAGGGCCUCUUCCAAUGGAAAGCUGACUGAAGACAGUCCGGCGCAGUGUGCCAGGACAGAACUGGGGGUGGACGUCGGUCUCAUCGUCGGAUGUGCCGUGGGUGGAACCAUCGUCAUGUGUAUCGUCGUCUGCGGAAUCUACAUGUUGGCACGAUGGGUCAAGAAUAACGUGGACGACCUGAAAGAAUUCAAGAUUCAACUUCCCGAUGGCUUGGAUUCUUCAGAUGCAAAUCAGAUGCACAGCUUCAAAAACGCCAAGAAUGGUUCUGCUGGGAAGACGAGUGAAAGCAACCGGAGUCCGCACAUCUCCUACGGCCGGAUGGGCUGCUUCUCUGCCGCUGACAACGCUGGUCCUAAGAAACGCCACGACUCUGGGCGUUCUCAGGGCAGCAGCUCUUCGACAGAAGAGUUGCUGUACAAGAAGACACGGCGUGCAGACACCUUCGGCCGCAACCCCAGUGGUGACAGCAGCGGUGGCAGCACUAAUGGCCAGGACAGUGUUGUGUCCACCAGCACGGCGCGCACGGGCGCCAAUUCAUCGUGCGACUCCGGCGCCGAGAGUGACCCCGCAGCACCCCCUUCCCCCGACUGUCUACUCCUCGCCGGAAACCACACCCCGCUCGCUCGUUGCCGGCCCAAUCUUCCCAAGCUCGACGAAGACAGGGUCCGGGAGAGUCAAGACUCUGGGCUCGACACCGAAGUGACGCCCCCUAUCGUGGUUCCCUCGUCAGACUCAUCGCAACCGUCCUACAGCAAACUCGUGGUGACCCCAGACGUGCAGGCACCACUGCUUCACAGUCAGGCCCUGGCUACGAGCGAGCCAUCGCUAUUUGAUGGAACAGAGAACGUUCCAGAACCCAUCGAGCCCCUCCCACCGUACAGCAAGUUUGGUUUGGCAAGAAGCAGUGAGGACGUGUCCACCGCACCUUACACCAUGUGCAGACUGUCUCCGGCCACGAGGAGGCUGGAUGGGCCCCCGGCACUUCCCUACUCCCAGCUUGCACUUCGGCAACAGCCAGGCGUAAAUGGCUUGCCAAAUAAUGUGUUUCCAAACGCAGACGUCACUGUCGGGCUUGCGCUGGAACAGCCCAGGCUAAUGCCGAACCUCAAGAACGAGCCCAUGCCGUUGUUUUCAAAGCCGCAACCAAGCGCAUAUGUAACUGUGGGGCAAGCCAUGAAGACCCAGCCGCCCAUGACCGAGCCACAGUCGGGCCCAGCCUACUCCAAGUUUGGCAUCCAGCCUUCGAAGCCACUUACCAGGCCGAACGUGGCGGCCUACGUGCCGCUUCAGGCCGUAGUCAAUGUACGCCAAGCUGCCCUCCCAGCUACUAAAACCGUGCCUGCCGAAGAACCCGAUCCCCGCGACAACCACAUCCGCGACCCGGACUCCUCUUCAGAUGACAUGGCCAUAGUUGGUGACGACAAUAGUAACAAUGCUUCGCUCGAGGACUUUUCAUUUUCAAGUGCCUCUGGGCCUGGUGCGGACGAACUUGCGGAAACCUGCCAGUCGCCACUGAACACGUCGGAACAGACACCUGUGUCUGUUGACCCUGCAACAAAGCCACCCCCUCUAGAUCUGACCAGGGAGCCACAGAUUGCAUCCAAUGGCUACAUGCGCCUGCCGUGCGAGUCUCCAAGUGAAACACAAAGUGUGACUCCCUACGUGACGCACGGGGCUGCCGUUCACUGGGGGCGUUCCGCACCCAGAGACAACGAGACGAAUGUGGACAAUAGUGCACUACCUCCGGCAACAUCGGCACCGUAUGUUGUGCUGCCCAAUACAGCCGACCCCAUCAAUUCGAGGACUUCUGUCAGCUUUGUGCCCGGCGUCAAGCCAGAGCGCGUUGACUGCUCGGUGUGACUCACGUGAGGGCCUAUAGGAAGGUAUGCUGUUUCUAACGCAGAUACAGUGCCGCUGCUGGCAGCUUGCAUAUUUCGCGGCUGCUCUGUGCGAAGGGGUUUCUUGUUAUGUGGCCGCAGCCGUCGAGAUGUCUUGGGCGGGUCUGUAACUUGCUGUGUUGGAUUAUCACUUCUCUCUCUCUUGUUUUUACACCUGUCAUAUAUUGUCCCCCCUUUGCGACAGUCUGGUAACCCUCUCAGGGGAAAACAAAAAUAGCGGGGUGGUUUCUUUAUAUCUGACACUCUAGUCAUGAGCGGGAGUGCUUUUUACCGUUGCAGGCUUGUCUCUCAGGACAGCAAAGACUUUCGGAAGGAACAGCCGCGAGCUGUAGUGUGGGAAUAGAUGCGAAGCAUUUUUCGUUACUAUUGUAGCUUAUUCAGGGACAAGGACGUUUCCGUGAGGUGAGCGGAAGGACGAAUCGCAUCGAGGGCUCGUGCCUGCUCAUUGUCAUAGUCAUUCACCCUCAUAAACCAGCCUGGUGAGCUCAUCUCAAGCACGUGUGAGUAGGUGUAAAAGGAGGCUUUUGUUCGCCUGUUUUGUUCAGGAGUCUGCGCCUGCCAAUGUCUUGUGAUGCAGCAUUUUGCAUUUCUGGAGGCAAACCCGGUAGUUGCUGAAUCGUCUUCAAGCCUGUGCACUGCGGCUGACAGUUUGUUCAAAGUGUGCACCAUGUGGCGUAGGCUUUAACGUUCCGGCAAAGAACAAGCAUAACUUGGCAGUCAUUCUUGUGGCUUGCCCAGUACAAGAGCAUCUCUUUAGUUGUGCCAAAUAAAAGCACGGCAUAUGUCCUUUCUUGUUUUUCAUUUUGCAGAGUUUGUUUUUAUUUUAUUCCAUGCUGUCUGUGUAAUGUCACAAGCUGUUGCAAAUUGUAAAAAAGUUCUCUUCCCUGUUCUCUCUAUUUUUUUAUUUUUUUUUAAUUUCACAAGAAUUAUGUACAGGCACGAAGCUUCUGAAUGGUCUGUAGCAUGUUUUCCGUUUUUGGCAUAGUUUGGAUUUUGCGCGAUGUUCAUUGUGACUGUGCAAUAUGUUUUGCUUCAGUGCAUUUUCCAGCGAUCCUUUCGGAUUGUACAGUGUAGACCUCUUCAGAUUUCAAAGGGGAAGCUUUCUGCACUCUUGCAGGGCAAAUGCCUAUCUCUUUGUGUGAACUUGGAAAAUUUUCACUGCGGCUAGAUUUUGUCAUCGUUCAGCAGGUGCAAGAUUUCUUUUUUCUUUUUUGAAAGGUACGGCUUUUGUAGAAUGAAGGCUUCUGCGAUCGUGAAGGGUCAUUUCAAACGAUAGCUUUAGUGCACGAGCUGUCCUGGGACAAGCAAGAGCGACCGACCUCAAAUUUGUUGGAUUUAUUCUUGACACAAUAGCUAUUUUCCAGUAAAUGUGGAAUGUUUGAACACUCGGUGUACUUAGGUGCAAGUGUUUAUGAACAGGUCCAUCUCCAAUCGUUAUGCUUUACCUUAACCUUUGAGGCCUUUGGGUGUACCUUCACUUCUUCCGUCAAUCGUAAGUGAUAACUGCGCUGUUCUAAAUCGCGUAUUCAUGACCAGCGCCUUGGCCUACUGCAUUGUUGUCAUCACAUCAUUGCAUUUCAUCAAACAGGUCUCGGAGAUGAGUAUACCUUUUGAUCAGACAUUGAAGCACACCUCUUCCAUGAUGUCUUGUUUCUGUCGUAACAUUAUUUGACAGUGUGUGCAAUUUGCCAUGGGAGCUCAACAAAAUUGCCGUUUCAGUAAUUAGGUGGCAAAAUGAUUGCAUAAUUGCUUGAUAUAAAAAUUGAGGCAAUCAAUCAAAUAUAUUCAAGAUGGCAUAGAAAGGCUGUCUAGAAUGCGAACUACUAACGAGCUGUUUUGAAAACAUUUUGGCUUAGUAUGCAUGCCCAAGCUAGUCGGGACAGUUGUGGUCACAGUAAAUAAAAUAUCCUGGUAACCGGUCUUGUGGCCCAAGCAGCACAUUAUUCCCCACUCAAUAUUUCCAUUGGUUUUUCAAUUCAUUGUGAAGCUGGUUAGACCUGUGCUUUAUUCCCUUAAAUAUUUGCAGGUGAUCCAAAAUAAUAGUACUGCACAGAAAAUCGUUGCCAAGUAGAACUUGUUAUCCAGUAUACACAAAAAUGCAUUGGAUCAAGCGUUGUUCUUUCUACAUUCUUUGUAUUUAUUGCACCCGUUACUAUAAUGCCUCAGUUCAUGAAUAGGCAUUACAAUGUAGACAUGAAAGUGAAUGUAAUUAAGUGAAUUUCACUGAUGAGCAGUCCUAUUGCUGAUGACAGGCAGAGUAAUGUACAGUCCUGCUCAGCUUCACUCCUUUGUUGUAUUUAACUCCUGUUUCUCGUACUAUUGCGCAAGUGCUCCUCUAUCGCCGUUCUCGUCUCAUCAGUUCCAUCUCAGACACAUCUGUGAAUAAACCCAUUUGCAUAUCUGGUGCUCAGCUCUCAUCAGCUGCGCUGCUGAUCGCUGUAAAGAGGCAUGCAGCGCCCACCUGUGCCGUUGGCUAUUGGUGCUAAGUGUCACUGACGCCGGUGGCAGGACGGGGCACUCUUCGCAGAAACCUUCAUGUGUUUGUGUGCUCUAGGCAUUUGUGGUGAGGCAUUGCGUCUCGCUGUACGCACAAUCGUGGCCUUUUCGCAGGCUAGAAUAGUGGAAAUGCUGUAGCAUGGUGUCGCGCAAUGCAUCCUCACUAUUUUAUUACAUCACUUGCGGCGACCAGCUUUGAGGCCACGCGUCAUGUCUGGCACUGCAUGCAGGGGUGUCUCUUAAUAGAGAAACAAAGAAAUGAGAAAAUUGACUCUAAA